Molecule: messenger RNA, 6242 nt
Organism: Tetranychus urticae (two-spotted spider mite)
Lineage: Eukaryota; Metazoa; Arthropoda; Arachnida; Trombidiformes; Tetranychidae
Biological process (GO): cell differentiation
Source: RefSeq, a predicted model, not a curated record
CCGCAAACCCAAAGUAGGUACAUUUUAGUUGAGCUAGCUGGAUAUUUGUAUUUAAAAAUUUACUAAAAAUUGUUCAAUGAAGAAGUGAAAAGUGAAAAGUGAAAAGGAUGCAAAUAGGAUACCCAUUUUGGCUGUGAUUUGGAUUUUACAUAUCAAAUAGGUUUUAUUGUGUUACCUCUUGUGUUGUUGUUUUGGGUUAACCAUUUUUGUUACCAACUAGAUCUACCAUUUCACUAUGCCUGCCGUCAAUUGGAUUGUUGAACCUGUUUUCUUGAGCAGAAAACCUUUACCUCCGGAUAAGGAAUUAGAUGAAUUAGAAGCCAUUGCCAAUAAUACGCUUGUUGCAUUGAUUAAACAAUUGUCCUGCCUAGCCUUCAUCUCUAACACCAUUUUUAAUGAACUGUCAGCCGAAGUUGACUCUAUCAACAAAAAAACAGAACGUCUUAAGGGUAAAAUAAUCAACUGUCAUACGAUUGUUAAAAAUCUUAAUCACAGAGCAGUUAAAGUUCCUCUUGGUUCAAUCAACGACUUCAUGAGGAUAACUGACCAUUUCAAAGCAAAUCGAGAGAUUACAACAAAUAUAUUUUCACCAGAUAAACGAGCACCAUGUAUAAAAUAUGCCUACGAGAAAGCAUCGAUUUCACCUUUAAACCAAUUCAAAUUGGAAGAUUACAAAUAUCACAACAGUUAUCUUUGUUCACCAUUUUUUGCGGAUACGAAAAAGAAAGCAGAAAUCCUAGAGAUUGAACAGCAAAAGCCUGAAAAAUUGGCUCGAGCUGCCAAAUUACCAAGGAACGCGUUAAUUGAAAAAUUUAAGACUCCAAUUACAGUGACCUCAAGAAACAGUCAUCAGGAAAACAAUUCAACCAAUGGAUUUGACGAGGCUGAUAGUGAUUCAAUCUACAGAUUACCAUCACCAGAUGAAGUAACUGAAGCUUUAGCUCAAGAAUAUCCCGCCUCAUUUAUACCAAUUGAUGUUUCCAGUUUUCAAAGGAUGUCCAGUUUCCGUAGAUCACUUAUUCAUGGGGAUCAAGAAAUUCCUCGCCGACGAAUCUCAUCUCGUGGUAAACGCACCAAGCGACGUAAUACUAUUCAUGAAACUAAUAAAUCAGCAACAACUGAACGACCAUCACCAUCUAAAUAUAAAUUACGUGAAAGGCGAAACUCAGAUCCAUCAUCUUUAAAUCAAAUUGAUGAAAGCUGUCAAACUGAGAGAACCAUUGAAGCUAUUUACUCAACUGGACGAAUAGUUAACCUGAAAGAAGCAAAAAGACGUUCUUUUGGUGGAACUAAACUUGAGUGUAGAGCAGAGGUUCAUCGGGAAGACGAUCGAAGUGACAUUUUCAGUGGAUCUGUGAUAACUGUUAAAUCAAUUGGUAGCUCUAGUUUAAUUGAGCCCAACUCUUCCACUUCACGUAGUAAUAGCAAUAGUAUUGGUGUGGGUCGAUCCCCUAACUCUGUACAUGAUCCUAGUUCAUCAAGUUUAUUAACAACCAGUGAUGUUUCCGGUACAAGUGGAACCACUGUAGUAGAGAAAAAGUCUUCCACCCAAUUACCUUCCGCUGUUGAAGUGAAAAGUUACCUUUCAUCAAACGGAAUUAAAAUGAGAGACGGACCAUCAGCCAAAGGUCCAGGAGAUGAUGGAAGAUCAUCAAGUGGUAAUUGGUCGGCUUCUAGUUCAACUCAUGCUUCAGUUGAUUCUGAUCAUGUUUCUUCGGGUAAAUGUAAUAUUGGAGUUUGUAGGCGCAAUCAACGAGGGCAAGAAAAUUGUCCACCGCCAGGAUCUCCUUCUGGAUCAUCUCUUGGUAAAGAUUCCGUUCUCUCGGAGAGUUUAACCUUAACCACACAACAAGAUACUGACCGUGGAUGUUAUAUGGCAGCUGAUUCAAAUGGAUAUGUGUCUGAUACUUCGGCUAUCUCAUCUUCAUAUGCCAUGAGUCGUCUUUCUGGUUUAGAAAAAAGUAGAGAAGAUCCACAAUAUAGUGCAAUAUGCGGUGAAGCCGUAAUAAAACGAUCAACAAAGUCAGGUUUACCUACAGCUUCAACACGAACUGAGCUUAAUGGUCGGUCAAUUCGGUUUGCCAAUCGUGAUUCCGAGUCUUGGUUGAAAUAUUUCGAUGGAUCUACCGAAACAUUAACGCCAGAUAUUACCAAUGACCGUCAGAUGAAUAUGAAUACCAAUGGAUCUAAAAAUAGAUAUGACAUGCAUAAACAAAACUCUAAAUUACUGUCACCGAUGAGUCCCUCAAACUCGGAAUCUUCCCAUUCUCACCAUCACCCGCACCAUCAUCGUUCAAUCAUUAAUCACCAACGUGGAACAGAUUUCCUUCACAUUGACGAUGAAGUUGAAUCAGUUUAUUCAGUUGAUACUGAUGGCUAUUACACCUCUAUGCAUACUGACAGUGGACUUUUUCGCGACUCCAAAUUGGGAUCUGUCAAUAUUGUGGACGAUAGUCGUUCACGCGUCGCCUCUUCCAGCGAAAAUGAUACUAUAACAUCACCUGGAACCUCUUCUCGUGGUGGUGUAAAGUCUCAUCGCAAUCGAGCCUCUUCAGUGAGUUCAAAUAGCACCAUCGGAGAUAUGAGUCUUACUUCCAUGUACUCCAAAACAGACACUGAAAGUGGGAUUACGCCUGUGAAUACAUCAAACAAUGCUUCUUCAUUUAAUUCAUCAGAUCAAGUUGUCAAAAAGCCCAGUCCAGUUAAACCAAGUAGAGCACCUGUUAAUAAAGAUAAUGAUUCUUGUUGGUCAAGAGUUGCUCCACCUCCGCCUCCAGUCAGGGUUUCAAGCAUCCGUAAAACAAAUGGCUCUUCCAGUAAAUAUACUUUUAAUAGUAACAAUAACGACAACAAUAGUUACAGUAAUAGUGAGCAUCAGCGUCCAAAAUCAUUAGAAUUAGGUCGUGGAUCAACAGCAAUUAGUUCAAAUCAAACUGCAAAUGACUUUGGCUUUACCUCAAUUAAUGUAAUCUCCAACCCACCUGAUUCAUCAAGAUCUCAAUCACGAUCAUCAACACCUUCCAUCAGAAAUCAUUCUGAGUCGGAACAAAGUGAUAAACUUGGUGAACGUGUUCGCUCAAAAACGUGCAUCGGCUCAACUGAUUAUCCCUCUCUUUGUAAUGUAACAUCAUCAUCAUCAGCUUCAUCAUCAUCUGACGUCUGUGAUCAGCAUAGUUCAAAUGGUACUAGUUCCAAUGGAAGUAUAGGUACCAAUGAUGUGGACAAACAAUCAUCAAACCGAGAGAAGCAAUCAGCAUCUAAAAAAGAGAAAAGUAAAAAGAAAUUAUUCGGUAGCUACAAGCCGUUCAAGAUUAAAGAAAUUUUCUCGUUUGGAACUUUGAAUAAAAAGUCUAAAAUCACACCAGUUAUAUGUAAAGACAGGGAAGGGUUCAUGGCUUAUGAAUCAAUUUCAACAGACCCUAAAGGUGAAUCUGAUGUUAGAUGUCCAAGUAGACGAUCAUCUGGGUGUGAAAGUGUUCCAGGUUGUACUUCCAGAUCAAUCAAUGGCCUAAGCACAGACAAUUUGUACAAACCUCAAUCAAUUGAGAAAAAUUUGGCAACAUUGAAAAAAGUUGAUUCCAAUCCUUAUCUACCUAAACCAAUCACUGAUCAAGUUUUCUUUCAAAGUUUACUUCGCUCUGAUUUUCGAUCAAAAAGCGAAGAAGAAAUUGAAAAUGAUAAAAACCGAACCUACUCGAACAAAAUGGAACCAUCAUUUCCAUCAAAAAACGAAUCAAAUUUACCUCAAAAUCUUGUAAAGCCCAAAAAAGUUACAAAUUUUAAUCUACCUCAAAUGAAAGCACCAGAGGGUGAAAGAAACGAAAAUGAAUCACAAGAAUCUGAUUCUAAUCAAAAGCGACCGAGUACAUUGAUUCUUCCAUACAAAAUUAAACAACAACAAGUUAAAGUGGAAUUAGAUUCUAAUGGUCGAGUUUUGUAUCCAUCCAAUUCUCUCGGACGACGUCGAGAUGAUCACCCAAUGGCCUAUUUAGAGCGAGCAAAAAAAUUAGAAGCUGAAAACAAAAAAUGGUCCACUUUGCCUAGACCUUCCGUUGAAGAUGCGUGUCUUAUCAGUCCGCGAGCAGCAACCGUAAACACUGUGUCAUCUAAAAAUCGAUCAAUUGUAUCACAUGACCGUACAAAUAAUAAUCGACCUUCCCAACCAACAAAUUCAGCAGCCAAUGCAUCAUUAACUGAAUCUUUGGAUGGCAAAGAGAAUGAAAAUUCCCAAUCAAAGCUGCAACAAGAUUGUUCACCACCAAAAUUAGUAGCACCAAGUCCAUUAUCAUCAACACCUUAUCGACCACUUGCUAACAUUCAAGUAGAAGCACCAAACUCUGAGACGCCAUCAACUGUUGUCACAGGUCGAGUGGGUCCACCAACUUUUCCAAAACCUCGUUUCAACAUGAAUAGACAUAGUUUCUCAGGUCUUGGGUCAAUUGAACGUCGUGCUCAAGACGCUCUCAAUGUAAAUAUUAGUCCUGUUGAUCCUGCACUUCAAUCUGAUUUGCCUUCACCCAUUGGUACUCUGCUUAGUUCUGGUUCAGUUAGAAGUAAACUAUCAACAAGUGAUUUGAUUUCAAUGAUUUAUGACUCCAAACGAAAACUAGAGAAACGAUCGGCAGAAACUCCGUCUCCAAUUACAUCCCCCCAAAGUGAACCAUUACCUUCACCACCAAACCUCCUCUCACCUAAUCAAAGGCGAAGCUGGUCAUUUACUAAAGAAAUGACAAAUGGAUUUGAUGUUACUGUACCAGGAUGUCGUCGAAGUUUAGCUUCUGAUCGAUUAGGACCAGUAAAACCCACAUCUAUUCAUGAUUUCAAAAAACUCAUUGCUGCCGCUCGUCCAGUUGGAUCCACUCAAAAGUCAACAGUAUCGGCAAAAGAUUUGCUUCAAGCCAGCCCAAUAUCAACCAUAUCAUCGGUUAAUUCAAGACCAUCAACGCCAUUAACAUCAAUGACCAAUCAUCUUCUCAACGAAAUGUCACAAUCAGCUCGACCAUCAUUAACUUCAACAAUACCAUCAUCAACAACUUCAUCUUUGUCAUUAUCUAUUUCACCCUCAUCAUUACCCUCACCACCAUCAUCAACAUCUUCAUCUUCACUGGCCUCACCUCAAUCUCCACCUUCAUUGUCACCCUCAACCGGUCAACUUUCAUCUCAUCUCAAAGCACCAACUGCUCUUCGUGACUCGCGCACAAGAAUAAUCAAUGGACGCAUCUAUCGUAGUCCGUAUAGACUUGAAGUAAUGUGUCCACCAAUCGAAGAGGAUGCCGUCCAAGAAGAGUCAAUAGUAAAUAAUUAUUCUGUCCCAACAGAAUUGAAAAAAGGUUCAACAUCGAACUCAUUUGAAAACGAGAAUAACUAUCGAAAGGGAUUAUCGUUCAUUGGAUCAAAAGAAAUGGAGAAACAUUUAAUCUCAGCUGGAAUGUACAAUAAUCCAUCACUGCUAAAACAAUCACCGUCCUCACCAUCUCCAAGUAAAGCCACAUCAACAUGGGUUUAAUAUCUUUAGCAAUAAAAUAAUCUCCAAAUCAGCUUCUUCUGGUCAAUUGAAUGUUUUCAUACAAAAUCAUUUUGAAUUAAGUUCGUAAAGUUAAUUCUUCCGCUUUUGAUGAUUUAAGCAUCAAAUUAGCUGCUGGAGGAAUUAAACUUAACGCUCUUUGCUUGAUUAAAAACUCAGAUUUAUGCAAUCAGAUAGUAAAAUUACCCUGUGCUAACAGUUUUAACAUUGAACCAAGAAAUAGAAGCAUUCCUUUCGUUAAUCAUACGAAAGUGAAAUUGUUGUGUUAAAGUGUUAUUUAAUAAAAUGUUAAAUAAACGACGAUAUAAAAUGUACGUGAUUGCAAAAACGGAGAUUGAAUGGAGACAUUGAAUUGAGGUGAACGAAAAGAAGGGCUAAAAGAAAUCGAAAGAGAUUUUGAUAUUCACCAGGAGAUCUUAUUGCUAAAUUAAAGUUGGAAAAUCCAGUUUGGAACUGAAUUCCCAUUUCUCGCCAGGCUGAGAUGUAAAUAAUUGACAAAGCCAUGGUCAAUUGAAAUCUGGUCAUUGAAUAUAACACCAAUUUUAUUUAUACAAUUAACUGAUACCACAAGAUUCUUAGUGUUGUCAAUUAAUUGCAAACAAAUCAUUGUUUUUUGAACAAAUUGGCAUUUAUCACCUAAAUUCCCAUUCUAUCUAAUUUGUAUUCAUAACUAAAAAAUGCGUUCUUAUGAUGAAUAAAUUUAAAGAUUUUUUCCACA